Molecule: messenger RNA, 2188 nt
Organism: Polypterus senegalus (gray bichir)
Lineage: Eukaryota; Metazoa; Chordata; Cladistia; Polypteriformes; Polypteridae
Product: protein shisa-9-like
Exons: 4
Coding region: 551-1891 (446 amino acids)
Biological process (GO): regulation of short-term neuronal synaptic plasticity; regulation of AMPA receptor activity
Cellular component (GO): postsynaptic membrane; AMPA glutamate receptor complex; postsynaptic density
Source: RefSeq, a predicted model, not a curated record
UCUUCAUCUUUCGGUGCCUUGACUUCAGGGCGAGUUCACUGCUUCGCGGCCGCUAAUUACCGUUACAUCGGUAAACUUUCUGUACAGUGAAAGGAGGCGUCCGUUAUGAAAGACGCUAUAAAAAUGAACGGCUGCCUUUUUUUAAAAUCGCUGUGACCCCCUUUUUCUUUGUUAGGAGCGCAUUGCUAUUCGUCGAUCUCCAAGUCUCCCCCUCCUCCCAUUCCCAUCCGCCCCCCCCCCUCGCCAGCGCUAUUCCGGUUUAGCUCCACUGUCUCGGAGGUGAACAGCGUGAACGCGCUCUUUUCUUUCCAGAAAUGCGAGCGCAAGUCUGUCGGAGGCGCCUCUCCGGUGACAACACGUGAAGCACCUGAGGAAAGAGCCAACACACGGACGAGCGCGCCUUUCCUUCUUCUUCUUCUUCUUUUUAGGAACAUCGGCGUCUCCUCCCGGCGCAUCCCCUACUGCAGCCACAGCCGCAGCCGCAGCGCACGAUGCUCGGCACCUCGUCGGAGCGCCCGUGUUAAACCCACGAUGCCAAUCCUUGUCUCGAAUGGCUGUUUACUACUUGUUGUGGACGUGCUGCGUGGCUCUGCGUGGUGGUGACAGCGCUCCUCUCCCCAGUGACACAGUGCGCCGUUUCGCUCGCUCUUUUCCACGGCAGGAAUUUCGCGUCUUGGAGUGCGAGAUGACGAGGCUCGGGCUUCUGCUUUGUUACUUUUCCGUUGAACUUCUCUCGUUCGUCUGCAGGGCUCAUGGCAAAUCCGGGCAGCACCUGGGAAGUAUCGUGGUGGUCUCGGGCUCCAAUGGCUCGAAAGACGGGGAGCACUUGGCGUCAGAUCCUCCACCUACAGCCGAAAAAUGUCGGGGCUACUUUGACGUGAUGGGGCAGUGGGACCCUCCGUUCAACUGCAGCACUGGAGCUUACCUGUUCUGUUGCGGGACCUGUGGCUUUAGGUACUGCUGUCAGUUCCGAUCGACCAGGCUGGACCAAGAUAUCUGCAAAAACUACGACACCCCAGUGUGGCUCAUGACUGGCAGACCCCCCUCUAAAAGGAACGACCUCCUGCACGACCACACCAGGGAUAAAACGAACUUAAUUGUGUACAUCGUGUGCGGAGUGGUCGCCGUCAUGGUUCUGGUUGGGAUUUUCACUAAACUGGGUCUGGAAAAGGCGCAUCGACCUCACAGAGAGAACAUGUCCAGAGCCCUUGCCGAAGUGAUGUCCCAACAGAGGCCCUGCCCCGGAGAGCACCUGGAGGGAGAGGGGACCCUGGGGGCCCACAUGCAGCAACACCUGCAGCAGCAACACCUGCAGCAGCACUACGAGACCAUGCAGGCGCGGCCCACCGCCAACAAUCUGCAUGGCCCGCAGAUGAACAACGUGGGACCCACCUCGCCCAUCCUGCCUGCAAUGGCCCAUCCUCACUCCUACACUACCCUCCAGCUGCCUCACACCUAUGAGCAGCCCGCCAUAGGCAAAGAACUCAACAAAUACGCCACGCUUAAGGCUGUCGCGUCAGAAAAGGUCGGCGACGAUUUCUACUCCAAGCGGCGACACCUAGCCGAGCUGGCGGCCAAAGGCAGCCUGCCGCUCCACCCGGUGCACAUGGAGCCGGAGGAGAGCGUCCACUACAGCCCGGACCUGACGGGCGGCAAGCAGAACGGCCACAAAUCCAAAGCCAACAAGAUGCACACGCACCCACUGGCCUUCAACUCCAACACGCUGAAGGGAUGGGACCAGAGCGAGCCCACCGGCCGCCGGCCAGCCUACGUCCCCAAGAAGCCCUGCACGGUGGAGCAGGUGAACGAGCUUCAGGGUGCCCGAGGCCAGCACUACCUGCCCCCUCAGCCGUACUUUGUGACCAACAGCAAAACAGAAGUGACCGUCUAGAUUCCCCCCAGCCCCCUUCAGCUGUACAGAAAGAGUGGGACCCGCGCCCAGUCCUGGGACGGGGGAGGGGGGUGGUGGGGGUGGUCCUGGCUGUCGGGAUGGCCACUUGUAACUCCAGCCCUUCUACUGUGCUGUGACGGCGAGUCGGGACGCCUGGAAAAAUACAAAGCAAAACUAAACAACUGAACUACACAGAUCUGCAGCAUGCAAGCGCCUCGGGGCGCACGUGACAAGUGUGCGGCGAGGGGACAGAGAUGUGACAAAACCAACACGAACUACCAAUAAAGUGAGGACUGG